Leptonychotes weddellii (Weddell seal) is the source of this 1799-nucleotide messenger RNA. The record is from RefSeq and is a predicted model, not a curated record. Lineage: Eukaryota; Metazoa; Chordata; Mammalia; Carnivora; Phocidae.
AUGACCAGAGAGAGUGUAGAAAAGGCAAAGAGCAACACAGAUUCUGAGACCAGAGAUUUGGAGGACCAGCUUUUCGAGAAAGACAUGUCUGACAAGAUGUCUAGUUUCCUGCAUAUUGGAGACAUUUGUUCUCUGUACGCGGAAGGAUCGACAAAUGGAUUUAUUAGCACCUUGGGCCUGGUUGAUGAUCGUUGCGUUGUACAGCCAGAAGCCGGGGACCUUAAUAAUCCACCCAAGAAAUUCAGAGAUUGCCUCUUUAAGCUAUGUCCCAUGAAUCGCUACUCUGCCCAGAAGCAGUUCUGGAAAGCUGCCAAGCCAGGGGCCAACAGCACAACAGAUGCCGUAUUGCUCAACAAACUGCACGUGGUCCAACAUGACCCGUGUCGGGGUGGAGCAGGAUAUUGGAACAGCCUCUUCCGUUUCAAGCAUCUUGCUACAGGGCAUUACUUAGCAGCAGAGGUAGACCCUGACUUUGAGGAAGAAUGCCUGGAGUUUCAGCCCUCAGUGGACCCUGAUCAGGACGCCUCUCGAAGCAGGUUGCGAAAUGCCCAAGAAAAGAUGGUGUACUCCCUGGUCUCUGUGCCUGAAGGCAAUGACAUCUCCUCCAUUUUUGAACUAGACCCCACCACUCUCCGUGGAGGUGAUAGCCUUGUUCCAAGAAACUCCUAUGUCCGGCUCAGACACCUCUGCACUAAUACGUGGGUUCACAGCACAAAUAUCCCCAUCGACAAGGAGGAAGAAAAACCUGUGAUGCUGAAAAUCGGCACCUCCCCCGUGAAAGAGGAUAAGGAAGCAUUUGCCAUAGUUCCAGUUUCCCCUGCUGAGGUUCGGGACCUGGAUUUUGCCAAUGAUGCCAGCAAGGUGCUGGGCUCCAUAGCUGGGAAGCUGGAGAAGGGCACCAUCACCCAGAAUGAAAGAAGGUCUGUAACCAAGCUGCUGGAAGACUUGGUUUACUUUGUCACUGGUGGCACUAACUCUGGUCAAGAUGUACUUGAAGUGGUCUUCUCCAAGCCCAACAGAGAACGGCAGAAGCUGAUGAGAGAACAGAACAUUCUCAAGCAGAUCUUCAAGUUGUUACAAGCCCCAUUCACGGACUGUGGUGAUGGCCCCAUGCUGCGGCUGGAGGAGCUUGGGGACCAGCGGCAUGCCCCUUUCAGACAUAUCUGCCGGCUGUGCUACAGGGUCCUGAGACACUCCCAGCAAGACUACAGGAAAAACCAGGAGUACAUAGCCAAGCAGUUUGGCUUCAUGCAGAAGCAGAUUGGCUAUGAUGUGUUGGCCGAAGACACGAUCACUGCCCUACUUCACAAUAACCGAAAACUCCUGGAAAAACACAUCACCGCUGCUGAGAUCGACACGUUUGUCAGUCUGGUGCGAAAGAACAGGGAGCCCAGAUUCUUAGAUUAUCUCUCCGACCUCUGUGUGUCCAUGAACAAAUCGAUCCCAGUGACCCAGGAACUGAUAUGUAAAGCUGUGCUGAAUCCAACCAAUGCCGACAUCCUGAUUGAGACCAAGUUGGUUCUUUCUCGUUUUGAAUUUGAGGGUGUUUCUACUGGAGAGAAUGCUCUGGAGGCAGGAGAAGAUGAAGAAGAGGUGUGGCUCUUCUGGAGGGACAGCAGCAAGGAGAUUCGCAGCAAGAGCGUCAGGGAACUGGCGCAGGAUGCUAAAGAAGGACAAAAGGAAGACCGAGAUGUUCUCAGCUACUACAGGUGACAGGGAGUCCCGCCAGGCUCAGUUUGGGUGCCCUGAAAAGAAUUGAGGGAGAAUUUAUUGCUUGUUUGUCCGAUGGCUCCAAGGAA